Molecule: messenger RNA, 1617 nt
Organism: Andrographis paniculata
Lineage: Eukaryota; Viridiplantae; Streptophyta; Magnoliopsida; Lamiales; Acanthaceae
Exons: 5
Coding region: 1-1617 (538 amino acids)
Molecular function (GO): catalytic activity
Source: RefSeq, a predicted model, not a curated record
AUGGGACAAAAGUACGAUUUGGAAACUCGCAAACAUAUCGAACAUAAUAUCAUAUCAUUUAUAUCUUCAUUUAAUUUUAGGGUGAUGGAUCAAACUUUCACCGGCGCCGCCGCCGCCGUCGAAACCCCGAUUUCUGACGAACUUUCGCCGUUGGUCGGGGCGCUAAAAGCCUCGGCCAACCGAAACUCCGUCCCAUUCCACUUCCCCGGCCACAAGCGCGGCCAGGCCGCCCCGCCGGAGCUGGCCGGCCUAAUCGGAAACGAGGUGUUCCGCCACGACGCCACCGAAUUGCCGGAUCUCGACACGUUUUUCGCGCCGAAGGGGCCGUUGCUCAAAGCCCGGAAACUGGCAGCCGAGCUGUUCGGAGCGAAGGAGACGUGGUUCUUGGUCGGCGGCACCAGCUGCGGCGUCCAGGCCGCGAUCAUGGCCACUUGCUCCCCCGGCGACACCAUCGUCUUGCCGCGGAAUGCACACGUUUCCGCCACCACCGGAAUCAUCUUUUCCGGCGCAUUGCCGGCGUACAUUGUCCCGGAACAUAACUGUGAAUGGGACGUCGCCGCCGGCGUGACGCCGUUACAGGUGAACUCGGCCAUCGAAGAAUCAAUGGUGAAAGGGCGAAAGGUGGCGGCGGUGUUCAUGACGUCGCCAACAUACCACGGCGUGUGUAGCAAUGUCGCCGACAUUGCGAGGGUGUGUCAUUCACACGGAAUAAUUUUGAUCGUGGACGAGGCUCACGGCGCUCACUUCAAGUUCCAUCCCGAUAUGCCGAUGACGGCUCUCGACCAGGGGGCCGACAUCUCUAUACAGUCCACACAUAAAGUUUUAGGUUCCUUCUCUCAAUCAUCGAUGCUCCACAUUGCUGGAAACAUCGUCGACAGGGAAAGACUACACAAAUGUAUACACAUCCUUCAAUCGACGAGCCCCAACUGGCUCCUAUUAGCGUCGCUCGACGCCUCCCGGCACCAACUCAGCGCCAAUCGGGACACCCUCUUUAGCGAACCGCUAUUUCUCGCCAACACCACUAAAUCAUCCCUCGCUAAAAUUCCCGGAAUUACCAUACUCGACUUGUCGGCAUUUCCCGGAAACUUCCCGGCAAUCGACCCACUAAGGAUCACCGUCGGCGUAUGGCAACUCGGCCUAUCGGGAUUCCAAGCCAACAAAAUCCUUGACAACGAGCUCGGCAUCAUUCCCGAGCUCGUGGGCACAAAAUCUGUCACCCUGGCAUUCAGCCAGGGGACAGUUAGACAUCACGUCGACAAAUUGGUGAAAGGAAUUAAAUAUUUAUCGAUUCGAUUUUCGGGAUUGGCCCGGCCGGCACGGGUUUUAGCCAAUCCGAUGGCGGCGGCGUUCGGUAAUACGGUGAUGGUAUUGAGCCCGAGAGAGGCGUUUUUUGCGAUGAAGACGAAGAUGAAGUUUGAAAAUUGCCCGGGAAAAAUUUGCGGGGAAUUUGUGUGCCCGCAUCCUCCGGGAAUACCCGUGUUGGUCCCCGGAGAACUGAUAACUAAAAAAGCUUUGGAAUAUUUACGAGAGAUUAUUGACAAUGGUGGGUAUGUUAUGGGCACUGCUGAUCCUAUGCUUUCUUCCAUCGUUGUCUGCAUAAUAAAUAAUAAAAUUUAA